AUGGAGGCCAAACACUUGAUGUCCAAAACCCAGACCUUGCCAAAAAAGCGAUGCGGAGUUUUAGGAGCGACUGGAGCAGUUGGAACACGGUUCGUCCUGUUGCUCACCCAGCAUCCUCUACUAGAUCUAGUGGCCGUAGGUGCUUCUGAGCGGUCUGCGGGUAAACGAUACUCGGAUGCAGUACGCUGGAAGCAGUCAGUACCAAUGCCGGCAGGAAUCGCUGAAUUGGUCAUGCGCCGUUGUGUGCCUUCCGAGUAUCUGGAUUGCGAAAUUAUCUUCUCGGGUCUGGACGCGGAUGUGGCGGGUGAGGUGGAAAUGGCCUUUCUCAAAGCCGACUUUGCUGUCUUUUCGAACGCCAAAAAUUUCCGACUGGCACCUCUCAUCCCUCUUGUCGUGCCCGUGGUCAACUUUGGACACACCCAGUUGAUUCCAACCCAGCGUCGGCAUUACAACCUGGGCAAAGGCUUCCUCGUGUGCAACUCUAAUUAG
This is a messenger RNA of Letharia columbiana, 489 nucleotides long. RefSeq lists its product as uncharacterized. Gene Ontology annotation, molecular function: aspartate-semialdehyde dehydrogenase (NADP+) activity; NAD binding. The transcript is spliced from 2 exons. The record is from RefSeq and is a predicted model, not a curated record. The coding region runs from base 1 to 489 and encodes 162 amino acids. Gene Ontology annotation, biological process: L-threonine biosynthetic process. NCBI's taxonomy places the organism in Eukaryota, Fungi, Ascomycota, Lecanoromycetes, Lecanorales, Parmeliaceae.